Messenger RNA from Penicillium argentinense, 1446 nucleotides. RefSeq lists its product as uncharacterized. The transcript has 2 exons. The record is from RefSeq and is a predicted model, not a curated record. Bases 1 to 1446 code for a protein of 481 amino acids. Lineage: Eukaryota; Fungi; Ascomycota; Eurotiomycetes; Eurotiales; Aspergillaceae. Gene Ontology annotation, molecular function: acyltransferase activity, transferring groups other than amino-acyl groups.
AUGCAGGUGUUCGAAGCUGAUGAUGUCUAUCCGCUGCAUUCGCUGGACGAUAGCAAGGCGAAUCAGUGCUUUGUUAAUUGGUUGAUGCGCUUCAAUGAUGUGCUGGAUACGGAGAAGUUGAAUGAGUCGCUGUCUAAGUUGUUGCGGAUUGAGGACUGGAGGAAGUUGGGUGGACGGCUGCGGUGGAAGGAGGGUGGGAAACUCGAAAUCCACGUCCCUCAUUCCCCGGGCCUGGAUCACAAAUCAGUGUUCUUCACUCACCAAAGCCAUGAUUGUCGGUUGGGCGAUCAUCCGGUCGCGAGCCAAUUGCCCAGAGAGACAGACACGCCAUCUGUUCACCACGUCACCGAUGCGACGCGACCUUUCGUUGCGAGACCGAAUUUCCCCAGUUUCGAAGACAUGAUUCGGCAAAAUGAGCCCAUGAUCUCCAUGCAUGUGACGUCGUUCAUUGACGCGACCCUGGUUGCAAUGGCUUGGCCACAUCUUUUGAUGGACGCGAUGGGAGGCCAGGCAUUGCUCAAAGGAUGGUCAUCUGUUCUCGCCGGUCGGGAAGAUGAAGUUCCUAAUGUUCUGGGCGCACGAGAGGAUAUCUGUCGACAUCCGCUGAUUACGGGCGCUGAUGAUUCGCUUGAAGAGUUGGCCGCUGAGAGGAAACGACUCGAGGGAUCUGGACUGUUCAUCUUCAUGCUUCGGUUUCUAUGGGAUAAGUUCUGGAACUCGAAAAGAGAGCGGCGUGUUAUUUUUAUACCGAAGGAUGCGUUCGCUCGGUUGAAGGUCAAAACGUUGCAUGAGGUUCUGGAGGCUACCUGUGAUCUGGAGAAAGCACCGUUUGUGAGUGAUAGCGACAUUCUCACAGCAUGGAUUACCAAAUCCUUUGCCGCGUCAGAACCGAGUCAACGCCCCGUGACGGUUUUGAACCUGAUGAAUGGACGUUUUCGGCUCCCACUUCUCGCUCAGUCGGCGGGUGUGUUUAUUCAGAACAUCGUACUGGGCACAUAUACCUUUCUCUCUGGCAAGGUCGGCUCGGAGUCGGUUGGAUCGAUAGCCUUGCAACAUCGACAGCACUUUACGGAGCAAGCAACUGAAACCCAAGCCAUGGCUCUACUCCGACAAAUCUUCCACGACAAGGACGCAGGCCGGGAGCCACGGCUGCUCUUCGGAGAAUCAAAUUCAGUGCCGAUCAUCUUCAACAACUUGCUCAAGGCUAAGAUCAUGACGAUGGCGGAGUUCGGGCCCGCAGUUGUGAGACAAGGUGAACCGGACAAAGCGAGGAAUAACCCCUUGGGGACGAUGGUGAACUAUUACAACGAGGGGGUCGGGCCCGGCUACGUCGGCUAUAACAUCUUUGUCAUGCUCGGUCAAGACCAUGCAGGAAAUUACUGGCUCAUGGGCACCCUGCUGCCGAGAGCCUGGGCGAAGAUAGAGCAAGCUGUCAAGGAGGUUUGA